Messenger RNA from Sycon ciliatum, 3572 nucleotides. RefSeq lists its product as uncharacterized. Gene Ontology annotation, cellular component: cell cortex; nucleus. The transcript is spliced from 21 exons. Gene Ontology annotation, molecular function: guanyl-nucleotide exchange factor activity; GTPase activator activity. The coding region runs from base 429 to 3023 and encodes 864 amino acids. Gene Ontology annotation, biological process: regulation of cytokinesis, actomyosin contractile ring assembly; activation of GTPase activity; mitotic cytokinesis. The record is from RefSeq and is a predicted model, not a curated record. Lineage: Eukaryota; Metazoa; Porifera; Calcarea; Leucosolenida; Sycettidae.
GAGCACUAGCAGGAAACUGGAAAGACUUGAAAGCGGAAAGAAAGGCUCUGAGAUCAGUGAGAGUGAGAAGCAGGCCGUGUUGCAGCAGAGCUGGCGGAGAGAGCUAUUACGAAUGUUUGGCUGUUUGCUAGUUGCCUGUCCAGCUUGGGAUUGAAACCGUGCCGCCGAACCGGCUAGCGGCCAAAGUAGGGUAGCUCUAGGCCUGAGGGUUUUCUUCAGAAUUCGGCUGGUGAAAACUUGACCUGAGAUAGCGCGCUCUCGCUGUUGCAGUUUGUUACUUUCGCUACGUGUCUUCGAAUGUCGUCCUUCACUUCAGCGUCACGGUGACCUGGCUCUAGCUGUUGCGUUGUGUAUAUCUGCUCCGUACUUGACUUGUGACCGGCCGGGUCUGCCAGCGUAACUUUGGCUUCGGCAGUACUCCGAGAGCAAUGGCGGAGAUAGAUGGUGGACGAAGAAGGUCCGUGUCCACGGUGCCGCUAUGUAGCGAUGGUGGACACGGCAACAGUUCUUCACCGUACAGCGAAUUUGAUUUGGGCCAGAUCACACCAUGUGCAGAGGGGUGCGUGUGUCGCCAUGUUUUGCAUGGUGCAAAGUUUGUCGUCUCUGGCUUCUUGCAAGCUGACCGUCAGUGUCUGAAACGUGUCUGCCGCAAAAUUCGUCUGAUGGGUGGCAAGGUGCUGCGUCGGGUGGAGAGCCAUGUAACUCACGUUCUGGUUGGGAGGAUCGGCGAGCGGGCACGUAGAGCUGCAGAACUGCGCAUCAACUGCUUCCAUCCCAGCUACGUAGACAGAUGCUGGAUUGAGCGACAUGCCAAAGACUUCUGGAUCGUUGAGGAGCAGUUCGUCAGGGAGUAUGUAAUGCGCGUGAACAAGAUUGCGUCCAUGAAGCGAGGCAGCUCGCUCCGCUAUCCCAAAGUGGAGAACCCCGUCAAGUUGAAGCGCAGUACAUCGCGCUGCUCACCGAAGAUCACCCCUACAGCUCGGUCUCCUCCGAAGCCUGUCAUCGACGAAGCAGCUGUAGCUGCAGAAAGGAAACAGCUUCAGAAGCGCAAACACCUCAUCAACGAGCUUGUAGAAACCGAAAAGACUUAUCUCAUUUUGCUGGAGUUUAUCGCCAAGAACUACAUCACACCAUUGCAGGAGCAAUGCAAGCAGAGAAUCAGCCCGAUGAAGACUAACUAUGCCACGGCCGUGUUUGGUCCCUGGAAAGAUCUCUACUCUCUUCACAGAUCCCUUUUGGCUAGCCUGCAAGAGAGUGUUGACUAUUCUUGUGCGGUGCUCAGCGGCUCUUCAAUCGUGCCUAGCAUCGGAGGCUCCUUCCUCACUCAUAUGAGCGCGUUUGAUCGGCAAUAUCCGGACUACAUCACUUCGUUUGAACAGCGCAAAGACUUCCACAGCCAUGCACUCAAGGCUGAUCCGGUCUUUCGUGCUUUCAUUCAGACACGUCGCAAGCUGACCACCUCUCUACCCGCCGGCAGCGAGAACUCCUCGCUGAAGAAGCAGAGUCUACACGACAUGCUGAUAGCACCGGUGCAGCGACUGCCCCGCUAUCUGAUGCUGCUUCAAGGUAUUCUGACUUCCACUCCGGAGUCCCAUCCUGACAAAGCUGACGUGUCCAGCGCUGUCGACAGCAUCAAAGCAAUCAACGAGAAGAUCAACGAGAUGAAAAUGGCACAUGAGGGUGAGCAAAGGCUGGCAGAGCUGUUGCGGGAGAUUGACGGAGUACCUGAAGCAGUAGCCACAGGCAAACGUUGGGUGGUGAACGAAGCCAAUGUGGUCAUGGUGGACGGUAGCUAUUCCCCGGGCCAACGCACUGAUUUGCCCGUCAAGUUCCUAGUGUUGUCGGACUGCAUUCAGAUUGUUCUGAGGACGUUCACGAAUCGUCAGCAGCAUCUGACGCAUCACAUUGCCAUACCCUACUCGGCGGUGCUCUGGUUUUGUCGAUACUUUCAUGACAGCACGGAUCCUGCAGGUCUACCCGACAUUGGUAUCCAUUUUAGUGACAAGGCUGAUGGCAGCAAGAAGACACUGUUCUUCUCUUGUGAGAAGAGUGCAACGACAUCAGUCACGAUACUCCUCACCAACAUGAUGAAGGCAGCACAGAGUCACACGAAUGGCGACUUUGCCAAGAGAUCGGCUUUGCUGACACAGUCAGCCAUGUCACUGCCGUCCUGGGUGAGGAUGGAGCCUCUGCUGCCAGAUGAGUGCCGAGAGCCAGUGCCAGCGCUGCGUAACGUAACCAACACGCGCAGUUCCGAUGCCUUUGCACCGCGUGUGAAUCCAAAGAGAAUGUCCAAAACGGAGGCAAUGUUGAAGCUUGUGACACCCGGGGCCGACCGGAGAAGCAAGAGAUCAGCUACACCAACACGCGCUGCUCACCAGUACGAACCCAGUUCCAUAAGCCGUUCGCGCUCCUUCCUCUCUUCGGUCGGCAGCAAGCGCAGCAAUUCACGUCAGCGUCAGAGCAAGGACUACAAGCCAGCCGAGCCAAUCCCGUACCAGCCUAACCCGCAACCCACGCCAACUGCCGCUGGCAACAGCAGUCUGAUGCGCCGUAACUCUCUGCUUACUGCUGUGCAAUCCACAAAGAAAACAGCUGGCAGCUUCGCACACAAAAAGCCACCGUCAUCAAAUCGGUCUUCGAUAUUCUCACGGUCAUCCAGCAAGGCGGCCAACCGGUCCUUGCUAGCACCAACUGCUACUUCACUAUCCCUGCCAGGCGAUUUGUCGUUCUGUGGUACUGACGCCACUAGCAAGCAGACAAGCAAUGGAGGUAAAGCAACAGUCGAGAGGAGGAAAAGCCUGCGCAUUCGUCUAUCGCACUACCAGCAACAGCGAUCGGCGUCCAAAGAAACUCAGCAAAAUGCUCGUGGCAAUGCCUCGAUUGCAACCGGUCUGGGUACUGUGGCUGAGCAAGGUACCCCCCCGCGUGUUGGCAGAAACAACAGCCAGCAGCAAAGAGCCAGAUCUCGACUUCUGCAAAGCCUGACCAAGUCCAAACCUGCUCCAGCAACCGCCGUCUAGGCCUCCAUCCCCGACUGACUAUUGCUUGUUGUUGCCAAGUGAGUGGUGUGUUCUAUUGUGAGUGGUGUGUUCUAUUGUUGCUGUUCACUAGUACGUACUGUGCACGGUACUGCAGUGAACGUCUGUCAUGUCAGUAACAUCACGCUGCCAUCACUCUAGCUCCGGCCAACAGCCUCUCAGCGGCGCAUCUACGAGUAUCUACCGAGUCGUGUAACUAACUUUGGCGUUCCGCCCAGUGUGAAUGAAAUCAAUGGUGGCGCUGUGCUUCAGUGCAGUUAAUUUUCUAGCGUUCUGAAUGGCGAUGAGCAAAUAAUGUUUGCCAUGUUACAUGCCACUCGCUAACAAUGAUAGGCACCACAAACGAACUCCUCUCACUUCUUUUAGCCUGACUAAAAUUAAUGUUCUCCAAGCUUUACAACCAAUUCAAUUUUGCUUUGCUCCUGACUAUGAGCUAUGUAGGUGCAAGGUUGCAGUGAGUUUUCCAUAGUUCUUUGCAACUAUUUCUCAUAAAUUCAUAUCACACUAUGUUGAAUGUUAUUGUUGAAUGUU